CCUUUUUGUGUGGUAGCCAAACAAGCUAUUCCAUUCCAUAUCUGAGAAAUUAGAAGUCUAUAUCACAAGGUUUCCAAAGCUUAAAUAACUCAGUACCAUAACUCUUAAUAAGAAGAUCUAGCGCGUUGUUCAGAGUUGAAUGAGCUAGAGGCCAAAGUUUUAUUAAAUAACACAUACACUAACUAUAUAUCAUAUAUCUAUGAUUAGAACAAUGGUUCAAAGGGUACGUGAGGUGCUGAUACUCGUGUUCUUGGCCUUGAUCUCGAAAACAAACGGCGAAUGGAAGCCGAACCACUGGGGGAGAUCGAAUUGUGGUCGGCACCCACCGCCCCUGCCACCACAAGAGGAAAAUGGGGGUUACUGCCUUAGCUGGAGGCUGGCGGUUGAGGCAAACAAUAUGCGGGCAUGGCGGACUGUGCCAGUGCAGUGCCUUCGUUAUGUCGAAACGUACAUGAUCGGCGGCCAGUACGAGAAGGACGUGGCCUUUAUCGUCGACCAAAUAUUGGGUUACGCUCGUGGGAUUACUCUCAGCGCCGAUGGCAUGGAUGCUUGGGUGUUCGACGUUGAUGAUACUUGCAUAUCAAAUGUGUUUUACUACAAGGGAAAGAGAUAUGGGUGCGACCCAUAUGAUCCAUCAGGAUUCAAGGAAUGGGCAAUGAGAGGGGGGUGUCCAGCAGUUCCUGGUAUGCUGGCAUUAUUUAACAAAUUGGUAAACAUGGGAUUUAAGAUAUUUCUUCUAACAGGCAGAGAUGAAGAAACUCUUGGCCAACCUACCAUUGAUAACUUGCACACUCAGGGAUUUCAGAAUUACCAACAGCUCAUUAUGAGGACUGUGGCAUACAAAGGGCAGAAUGCAGUGACUUACAAAUCUGAUAUUCGGAGUCAACUGAUGAAAGAAGGGUACAGAAUUUGGGGGAACGUGGGAGACCAGUGGAGUGAUCUUCAAGGAGAAUGUUUGGGCAAUCGAACCUUCAAGCUUCCCAAUCCCAUGUACUUUGUUCCUUAAUUUUUCACUUUCAAAUUCAUACCUCUCCCUCUCCAACUCCAACUCCAACUCCAAGCAAAGAGGUCUUAUGAUGUAGGAGAAUGAUUAUGUGAUGUUGGGAUCAUCUGUCCCAUACUCUGUGUCCUUUAAUUUGAAGUAUUAUAAGACUUUGUUUGGUUAGAGUAAAAUUGAAAAAACAAACAAUAAUAAACCAACCUUAUGGAAGAAAAAAAAACUAAACUAUAAGGAAGUAUUAAUGUACUGGAAUAAAUGUAUAAACAAUACAAAAUCAUAAAACCAUUACAUCUUU
Molecule: messenger RNA, 1295 nt
Organism: Humulus lupulus (European hop)
Lineage: Eukaryota; Viridiplantae; Streptophyta; Magnoliopsida; Rosales; Cannabaceae
Product: acid phosphatase 1
Exons: 3
Coding region: 200-1006 (268 amino acids)
Molecular function (GO): acid phosphatase activity
Source: RefSeq, a predicted model, not a curated record